Messenger RNA from Galeopterus variegatus (Sunda flying lemur), 540 nucleotides. Its product is annotated as 5-hydroxyisourate hydrolase-like. Gene Ontology annotation, biological process: purine nucleobase metabolic process. The transcript has 4 exons. NCBI's taxonomy places the organism in Eukaryota, Metazoa, Chordata, Mammalia, Dermoptera, Cynocephalidae. Gene Ontology annotation, molecular function: hydroxyisourate hydrolase activity. Bases 12 to 383 code for a protein of 123 amino acids. The record is from RefSeq and is a predicted model, not a curated record.
ACUCCGCGCCCAUGCAGGGCGGUGUCAUGGAACCUGCCGGCAGCCCGCUGACCACACACGUGCUGGACACCGCCUCGGGGCUCCCGGCCCGGGGCCUCUGCCUCCGUUUGUCCAGGCUGGAGGACCACGGCCAGCACUGGACCGAGCUGAGGAAAAGCUACACAGACCCAGAUGGCCGCUGCCCUGGGCUCCUAAUGCCAGGUCAGAUGAGGGCAGGCACCUACAAGCUCUCCUUUGACACCGAGGGCUACUGGAAGAAGCAGGGGCAGGAGAGCUUCUACCCAUACGUGGAGGUUGUUUUCACCAUCACAAAUGAGACCCAGAAGUUCCACGUGCCUUUGCUGCUCAGCCCCUGGUCCUAUACCACCUACCGGGGGAGCUAGAGCCGGGCCUGGGCCGUGAGGACACCUGCCUCCUCCUUUUCUCUGGCUGAGCCACCCUCUGGGGUCACCCACUUCCUGGGGGAGGUUCUGGCCCUGGGAGUUUCCCAGUGGGCAGCUGUACUCGGGUACUAAUAAAGUCAGGGUGGGCAUCUGCAAA